Molecule: messenger RNA, 1537 nt
Organism: Striga asiatica
Lineage: Eukaryota; Viridiplantae; Streptophyta; Magnoliopsida; Lamiales; Orobanchaceae
Source: the annotation of a GenBank genome assembly
UUUAUGUUUUCUUUAUUCCCAGCCCCCAAACCUUGAACUAGUAAAAACCAAACAUAAAAUUAAAACCGGCAUUUCAACAAAGCCACCAUUACUCACCGCAUUCAAACCUAAAACGUUAAGUUUAACACCAAAAAAAACUCUGCCUAACUGCACGAACCGGAGGAACCAAAAUGGUAUCGGAUUCGGAGCUGAUCGAGCGGCUGCGAGAGUUCCUGAGCGCGUCGGACCUCAACACGACAACGACGGCGAUCGUGCGCCGGCGGCUCGAGGAGGAUUUCGGCAUCGAUUUGUCUGAUAGAAAGGCGUUCAUAAGAGAACAGGUCGAUGCUUACAUGCAAAGCCAAUUCGAAAAUGCUGCGGAUAACGAAGAUGAAAUUAAUGUCGAAGCAGAUGAGAAUGAAGGAGAUGGAGAAGAGGAAGACGAGGUGGAGGUGGAGGAAGAGGAGGAGCAAGUGGAAGAGGAUGAAGGAGCAAAAGAUUCAACCGCCGGCCGCAAAGCAAAAUCCUCUGCCAAGAAAACUAAGAAGCGAUCUAGAAAGGAGGUCAAGAAAAGAGGUGGUGGAGGGUUUACCAAAUUAUGCAGCCUUUCUCCCGAGCUUCAGAAAUUUACCGGAGUGCCUGAACUGGCACGGACAGAGGUUGUGAAGCAAAUAUGGAGCUAUAUUAGAGAAAAUAAUUUGCAAGAUCCAUCCAACAGAAGAAAUAUCAAUUGUGAUGAAACAUUGCGCGAUCUUUUUGCUGUAGAUACCAUAGAUAUGUUCCAAAUGAACAAGGCUCUUGCAAAGCACAUAUGGCCCUUGAAUUCUGAUGGUGCAUCUUCAGCCAAUUCUGCACCGAAAGCAAUACAACAGAAGCAAGAGAAAGAGAAAGAUGAAGCAUCUUCAGCCAAUUCUGCACCGAAAGCAAAACAACAGAAGCAAGAGAAAGAGAAAGAUGAAGUGUCAGAUGAAGACGAGCCGAAGAGAAAAGAAAAGCGAUCUAGGGGAAAUCCGGGCUUGCUUGCUCCUCUUAAGCUUUCUGAUGCUUUGGUGAAGUUCCUUGGCUCAGGGGAAAGUGAACUAUCUCGUCCAAAUGUUGUUAAGAGAAUUUGGGAUUAUAUCAAGCAACACAACUUACAGAUUGCAAACACAAAAAAAGGAGAGGCACAAAUCGAAAAAAAAGAGGUUGCCGAGGGUAAAGGAAUUCUUCACUUGUCUUCUGGCAAUGCAGACUUUUCUAAGUUUUCGUGGCAAAGUAAAAUGCCCGAAAUUGAAAGAUGCUUCACGGAAGAUAUGAAACUUGCUUGGAACAUCUCACAGCCUGUCUGCAUACGAAUACCACAGGAAUUUUUCGACCAUGAAUAAAUUGCAAUGCAAGUUGUGUUCCUUUUUUGACUGUUUGAUCGUUUCAUAUGAAGCAGAUGCAAAGUGGAAAACAUGUAGUUUUCUCGCUGAAGAGAAAGGCAGACAUGAUUCAUAGCAACUGGGAUCAUAGGCCACUGCUUUGCUGUGUGGCGAACUGCGUGUGCUGGAAAAUGCUUCUAGAAUCUUCUUUUUUC